AUGUGGGUUUGACGUGCUCUAUUAGCAACUGCAAAUGUUUUUGCAAUUUCAAAUCUUAUAUCUAAAGCGUUAAAAUACACAUUCCCUUGUGAUUCACUCUUGAUUCUUGCAGCGAAGUUGAUUGCGGUCUCUGAUGGGCGUUCUGUGUGAUACCUAUUCGAUUUAGUGCAAUCAGAUUGCCUGUCAUUUCUAUUUGAUAUCGUUUCACGUUUAGAAAAUUGACGCCUCCUAAUUUAUUGUGAUUCAUACUUUGAAUUUAAAUUUCAAUUAGGAAAUUUAUGUUCUCUUUUAAUUAUAACCUUGUUGAAUUUCGCCGACUUUGAAACAAUUUUAAAGUGUCAAUUUUAUUAAAUACUGGAGAAUGAUUCGCGCUGCUAAAGAUGUUAAUGAAGAGAGAGUACUGUACGCUAGGAACAAGUUGUUAGCUGGAUCUAAACCAGCUGUUGUUGGUGGGAAACCAAUAACAGAAGAAGUAGCCAACGAGCUUCGGGUUGUAACAUUCGGUUCAGCGUCUUGCCCACCUCGAGGGGAAUGGGUUCGAACCCCACUGACUAUGAGACCUCCAGAUCAGACACUGGGGUACGGAUUGUCUGCACCAAGGAAUGGCGCUAGAGCAUUAUUAUCUGGUCUCCAAGCUCAUAUAAUCAAGUGGUUGCUCUUCGACUCCCGGCCAGCGACUAAGGACAAUAAGUCUGCUUUGCCUCCUGAUACCUAUCUGCGACCUUCAGAGGACCGUCAAGAAGAAGCACUAUGGCGCGCUUGUAGCGAGGUCAUAUGGCGCUGCGCUGGUGGAUUCAAUGUUCAAUCUGGAACUGAACCGACGGCUGUGGUUGGCUUGCCCACUGAUCAUACAUACGUCCAGCAUAGUUCACAUUAUUACCAGGAUGGUAUCACUGAAAAGCUGCAUUUGUUCGACUUCACGAGACUGGAAGAUUUACAAAUUUUCUUAAAGCGAUAUCUCUAUUUGUUUCAAACCGAAGAAGGAUCGGGAGCUUUGCUUCUACUGUAUGCCGUUGUAUUGUCGAGAGGAUGUGAGAAUGUCAAAAAGGACUUGGAUGGUAAAUUGCCAUAUCUCGUGUCGGCACACGUGGAAGGAUCCCUGAACAUCGUGACUUUGCUUCUAACAGGCAGAGCUACUCCGUACCUCCAUAACGGAGUGUUGUAUGUCGGAGACGAGGAUCAUUAUGCUAUGCCCCAAUUCGGUAUUUUGGGCCGAAGUCCUGUUGGCCUACUGGUGUGGUAUGGGGGAGAUGAUAAUGCGAAGAAUAGCGACAACAGGCAGUAUCCUGGGUCCAGACUGAAGACACCUGCAAUGCCAAUAUGGGUAACCAGCUGUUCUGGCCAUUAUGGCAUACUGUUUAAUACCAACCGGGAAUUAUUGAGGAAUUAUCAUGCUGAGAGGAGAUUUGACAUCCAUUACUACACCUGCGGUGGAUGUCAUGUGCUUCUGAAUGUGGAUACUCGAGCGCACGAUGACUCCUCCGGUGUGUUGAGAAACGAUGAUAUCAAUGCUACACCCCUUGAAAAACUUAUACAUACGAAAUGGCAAGACGCGAAAAUCACUUGGACGGGAAACGCUCCAUAUGUCGGCGAACCGCCAAAGUAAAACAUUAUCAUAUUUUGAUUAGAUCCCUCCGAAUAUCGCUCCAUCUGUAUUUGUUGGCAAUUAUAUAAGAAUAUAACGGUGUUUGUUUUAUAUCCAGUAUUGCUAUAUUUGUAUUAUUUGCCAGAUAAUUUGGUGUAUAGAUAAUGUUUUCUCAUCCAGAAAAUAGAUGGCUGUAUCCCCUUUGACGUACUAUUUACUAUUUACAUGUAUAUUUUAGCAGUUAUACAUCUAUUAAUGUAUCUAAUAUAUCGCCGAUAUAAGUAGUUAUAUAAGGAAUAUUUAUAUUAUAUGAUUUGAUAUAUAAUUUAGUCUUAGAUUAUGUAUGUAGAUAGAGUGUCUCCAUACAAAUGCUUCAAGAAAAAUGGGUAAUUUUUUUUAUACAAUUUUGCGUGAUAAAUAUUUGUAAGUGAUGCCUUUAUAACUUCUAUAUUUAUUUUGUUUUAAAAUUUUUAAAUCUUUUUAAUGUGUAAAACCCGUUUUAUUUAUUUAAUAAUUAAAUAUAGAUACGUCAAGGUACAUAAUAUGCGUUAAUAUAUAGAACAAUAAUAAAAAAAAACGUUGAGCCGUUUUAAAGGCUCGAUGCUCUAUCUGUAGUAGAUGUUAUGUUGUCAAAAUUUUGUAGUUAAAAUCUUUGUAUUUUCACGUACUUUGAAAUGGAGACCAUAUAUCGGCAAGAGCAAUGUGAGAGCAAACUUUACCAUAUAUAUAAUAUUAAAUAUAUAUAUUUUAUAUUAGAUAUUAUAUAUACUACAAAACUAUUCAAUGUUUUAAACAUAAUUAAUUAAGCAAUUAUGUUCGCAAACUAUCACGAAAAUAAAAUGAAAAUUAAUUAUUUUCAUUUAUAAAUUACUUUCAUGUAUUCACUUUGAUGUUUACUAAUAAAGUUUAUAAUUGAUGUGACUGACAUUAAGUUUCAAAAGUUAAUACCAAUAAUUCAGUUAAUGAUAGCUUAAAUAGUAUAUUAAGAGGCAAAUUGCAAUAAAUACUAUAUAGACCAUUUGAUAAUAUAAAUAUAUAAUAUAUAAUUAGGUCAUACAGAAUUAUAUAUUAUUUUCAAAGACACAGGAUAAAAAAAAUAUUUAUUUAUUUAUUGUAUUUUACAAUUAUUAAUAUUUUUACAGGUACUAAUCUAUUUUAAUUUUAUAACAAUAUAUACAUAUAUACCACGUACACAUGUAUGUAUACACACAUAUACACUAGCAUACACAUACAUAUACACAUCCAUAUGUAUAUAUUGACUGUUGUAGCUAAUUACAUAAAGGGCUAUCUUUAUCAAUUCGUUCAGAGAAUAAUUAAAUGAGUCAAUUGUAUCUGUUAGUCGGGUCAGUGUCCGCAGAGCUCAUAAUCUCCAUCCCAUAUAGUACCUUUUUUUAUACAACUUAGAAUGGCAAACAAGUUGACGGCCCACCUGAUGGAAAGUGGUAACCGUCGUCUAUAGACAUGAGCAUUACCAUGGACAUAACAGAAUAUACUGUUUCGCCCAUGGUACCCCCAUGGGUUGCCAUUCCUGAGGACUCAGAUGUUAUUCCUCUGUACCCUGUCAAUUCACACCAUAUCCCACCCUUCAAAUCGAAACACAGCCAUGCAAACACAACUACUUCACGGUUGAAACACGGAUGGAUAUGUAAUGUAUAUGUAAUGUCAUAGUAAUUAGUUAAGCCGUUAAAGCACCAAACGUGACAAACAAACAGACUCACUUCUACAUUUAUAAUAUUAGUAAAGAUUUUAUCUUUUGUCCAUCCAUGUGGUCCCGGUAUACUCGUAGAACAGGCCACCUCAUCCUUUCCUGUGGGUAUUGUAAGAGGAGACUAAAAGAGUGCGAGGGAUGGGCAGUAGCGUCCCUUUUAAAACAUCUCUAAAAGUCUAACUGCGGUUGCAAACUAACUGGCAAAUCUCCUCUUAUUGAGAAAGCUUAUGUUUAGCAGUGGACAAAUAACUGCUGAAAUAAAAAAAAAAUCUUCUACAUACUUACAGCUAAUCUGUAAAAAUUGAUUUAGAACUCAAAAGUCUUAAAGUUGAGCCAUAUUGUAUUUUUAAUUUAUUCUUACUAGUUUAAAAAAACUGUCUUUACUUUUCGAAAUUUUAACUAGUUUUGUGUAUUCUACGUGGUAGACAAUGCAAUAGAAUAUGGUUUUAUAUAAGCUUAUCUAGGGUAUAAAAGAAGCGAGAUAGUGGCACAUUUUUCUAAUUUCAUUCUAAGCUUGCUAGCAAUAGAAUACAACUAUAUAUUUUCUAGAUUAUGUAAGAAUAUUUGUUUAAAGAGAAAUAAUACGACGAUCAGAUACGUAGAUAGAUAGACACUCUUUAUUCUUUUCUCCAAAAGAUUACAGUAGCAAACUUCUUAUAGAUACAAACAAUUACAAGAAAUGAUCACACUGAAAAAUCAAUAAGCGGCCUUAUGAUGUAUACGAGUACAUAACUGAGAUAUGGAGUAAUAGAUUAAGUGUAAUUAUUGUGAUAUUUAACCAAUAU
Molecule: messenger RNA, 4078 nt
Organism: Galleria mellonella (greater wax moth)
Lineage: Eukaryota; Metazoa; Arthropoda; Insecta; Lepidoptera; Pyralidae
Product: inactive ubiquitin carboxyl-terminal hydrolase MINDY-4B
Exons: 11
Coding region: 362-1606 (414 amino acids)
Biological process (GO): protein K48-linked deubiquitination
Molecular function (GO): cysteine-type deubiquitinase activity; K48-linked deubiquitinase activity
Source: RefSeq, a predicted model, not a curated record